AUGUGGUUCGAGGAAAGUAGUUGGUCGAACCUUCGACUGACAGAUCUCGUCGAGGAAUGGCGAGAUCUGUGGCCCUCCAAGAUCGAGUUCAUCGUGUCAGCAAUGGCCUACCUUUUCGCCAUGACCAACUUCUUGAACCUGCCAAAACUGAUUCUGGAAAACGGAGGAUGUAAGUUGGAAUUGACAAAAGAUAGUUACGCGGUGAUAAUGGUUCGUUUUCAGUGGCCUUCGCGGCGGCGUACGCAGCAGUCGUCGGAGUUCUUUGCAUGCCAACAAUGGUCUUGGAGAUGUCGAUAGGGCAAGUGACCGGAAGAGCCCCCGUCCUUGCCUUCUACCAUCUGUUUCCCGUCUUCAAAGGUUUGGAUUUGAAUACUUUCAAUUUUAGUGAAUGAUGGUGUUGUCCAGGAAUUGGAGUCUCGCAAAUCCUGUUCACUCUCAUCGUGCUCGCCUGCAUGACGAAGUUCCUUUCGACGCUCUGUCUCUUCCUCUACUACUACUUCUGGACGUUCCAAGCCGGCCGUACCGGGCUCCCAUGGCUCAAUUGCAAAGCAUUUGCGGAAUUCGUGUCGCAGCCUUGCCGUGAAGCCGGAUCGAUUACGAACAUUACUCAGCUUAACAACAGGCUGAACACAAUUCAAGCGGAGAGUUCCAUGAUGCAGUUCUUAACGACUCUCGAGAGACCGAGCGAAUCCAUCGCCGAUUUCAAAGAAUUCCAGUAUCCGAUUCUCAUUGCUCAGGGAGCCGUUUGGGUCGCUGUUUUCAUUGCCAUUUGCUUCGGAGUCCGAUUCGUUGGCAAGACUGUCGCCUUCAUUCUGAUGCUCUCUUUCUCCGCUCUUCUCGUCUUCUUCCUCCGCUCUGCAACUCUAGGAGGAGUCACCGAGAUCCUCGAUAUCUACUGGAAGGCGACCGAUUGGGAGAGAUUGGCAGACUAUCAAGUGUGGAGACUCGCCGUCGAACAAGCGAUUCUCGGAACUGGAAUCGGGUUCGGAGCCUUCAUCACGAUGAGCAGCUACAUGAAAAGAAGCAACAACCUUGUCUGGUCAGUCUUUCCAUUUUCCGUUUUUUUUUCAAAUGUUCAAUUUUUCAGCGACUCGAUCUUCCUCUCCCUCUGGCAUCUCGUCAUUUCAUUCGUUCAGACGAUGUCAGUCAUAUGCAUCGUCGGAUAUCUCAGCAUGAAAUUGGGAAUUCAUCCGUCAGAGCUGCUGGAAACUGGCGAAGAUCAGAUGUGGUACAUGUUGGCGUACGUUUCGUAUCUUCCGAAACUCUGGUCUGGAGUGCUCCUCAUCAUUUGCAUCUGCACAAUGUUCUCCGUUAUUGUGAGCACAAAAUCUGGAUGCCCAGUUUAUAUAUUUUUCCGUUUUCAGACGAUCCUCGCCCUUUCUGUUCUGUCGACCGUGGAGGAUGCGCUCGGAGAGAACUGGUCCAAGUGCUGCCGUCGAUUCGUCCUCGCCCUGUUCCUCUGCUCAUUCUGCUACGGACUCACUUUGUACUUUGCCACGCAAGCGGGAAGACAUGCGUACGAACUGGCCACCAGAAGCAUAAAAUACAUCACCAUCUACAUCAUUCUCGCCGCGGAACUCUUCGCCACCGCCUGGUUCUACUGUGCUCAUAAACUCGGAAAGGACCUUCACAACAUGAUGAGAUCGCGAUGCUGCUCGUGUUUCGGACACUUCUUCCUCUAUUUCACCUACCUGCUCCCAGUUCUGCCAGCGGGAGUGGCUCUUCUGAAUGCCAUCGACUACAAAUUCGCCACCUUCUCGGCUCCGAUUCACGAAUGGAAGUUCUCCGAGUAUACCGGAAUCGCGAUUGCUCUCGUUCCGCUUCUUCCCAUCCCCCUCUACUUCUUCAUGACCGUUUUAUGCGCGUGCUGCUGCAAAGGAAAAGAUCAUCUGAAGACAUGCAAGGUAAUUUCUGAUCUUCAAGCGCACAGUCAAAUGGUACUUAUUGCAGAGAAUUCGUUCGGUGUUUGGCUCCCGCCUUCAGACGCAUCACCAGCGAACCGAAAAGUCUCAGCCGAUCCCGCGAUACACCUCCAAUGCUCCAGGAUAUCUGCUCCUCCCGCAGGCUCCACUUGCCGAGCCGGAGAUCUAUGCAUAG
Caenorhabditis sp. 36 PRJEB53466 is the source of this 2097-nucleotide messenger RNA. Lineage: Eukaryota; Metazoa; Nematoda; Chromadorea; Rhabditida; Rhabditidae. The record is from the annotation of a GenBank genome assembly.